Aspergillus campestris IBT 28561 is the source of this 1491-nucleotide messenger RNA. RefSeq names its product MFS transporter. The coding region runs from base 1 to 1491 and encodes 496 amino acids. The transcript has 2 exons. The record is from RefSeq and is a predicted model, not a curated record. Lineage: Eukaryota; Fungi; Ascomycota; Eurotiomycetes; Eurotiales; Aspergillaceae. Gene Ontology annotation, molecular function: transmembrane transporter activity. Gene Ontology annotation, biological process: transmembrane transport.
AUGACGGAUGAAAAACAAGCCCAAUCUGAAAUCUCGCCGGAAGUUGAGGAUGGCUCGAGAUCUCCACCGCACGAAGAAGAAGUAUAUUCAAUCUAUCACGGCAGAUCCAAAAUUCUCAUCGUCGUGGCUGCGUCCGUCGCUAGUCUUUUUUCCCCACUCUCAGCCAAUAUCUAUCUUCCUGCGCUAGAUACCAUCGCCGAUCAAUUGCAUGUAAGCAAUACGCUGAUCAAUCUGACAGUCACGACGUAUAUGCUCUUCCAAGGUCUAGCCCCAGCCAUCUUCGCAGGCUUCGCAGACAGCGCUGGUCGACGACCAGCAUACAUCGUGUGCUUUAUCGCCUACAUCGCAGCCAAUAUAGGCCUAGCCACUCAACGCCAUUACGCCGCCCUCAUGGUCCUCCGCUGUCUCCAGAGCACAGGAAGCAGCAGCACCAUCGCGCUAGCCAACGCAAUCGUAGCAGACGUUGUAACUACCGCCGAACGCGGCGUGUACAUCGGAUACGCCUCGGCGGGGGGUGUCGUCGGCCUCUCUGUCGGCCCUAUAAUCGGCGGACUACUGACGCAGUUUCUGGGCUGGCCGUCCAUAUUCUGGUUUCUAACCAUCCUAGCCGGCGCAUUCUUCAUUCCCUUGUUACUGUUUCUGCCCGAGACAGCCCGCAAAAUCGUAGGAAAUGGCUCUCAACCUCCCCCACUCUGGAACAUGUCGCCCCUGCAACUUAUGCAGCAACGGCGCUCUUCCAACGCAGCACCGCCGGUGAAAACACGCAUCCACUUCCCGAACCCGCUCAAAACACUAGUCAUCAUCUGCGACAAGGAAGUCUUUCUCAUCCUUCUCUGCAACAGCCUCGUCUACAGCAGCUACUCCGCCGUCAUGACAAGCGUAACAUCCCAGCUCAAGCACCUGUACAAAUUCAAUGACGUCCAAAUUGGUCUCUGCUUCAUCCCAGCCGGUGCAGGCAGCCUCCUAGCGGCAUACACCCAAGGCCGCAUAGCAGACUGGAACUACCGGCGACACGCGCGACAUCUAGGAGUCGCAGUCUCCAAAACGCACCGACAAGAUCUCAGCGAAUUCCCGAUCGAGCAAGCCCGCUGCGAAGUCAUAUACCCGCUCGUUGUCGUCCUAGGACUAGGCCUAAUCGCAUACGGCUGGGUUCUCCACUAUGGGACGAAUCUCGCAGGCCCGCUCGUUCUACUCCUGCUUGUUGGGUAUACCGCUUCGGCGACGUUUAAUAUCAUGAGUGUUCUCAUGGUUGAUAUUUAUACGGAUAGUCCCGCUAUGGCUACGGCUGCUAUGAAUCUGACGAGGUGUUGGUUGGGGGCUGGUGCGUCUGCUGUUAUCCUGCCUAUGAUUGAGGGUAUGGGGCGCGGGUGGGCAUUUACGUUGAUUGGAUUGUUGUGUUUUGUGUGUGUGCCUCUUCUUAUGGUCGUGUCGAGGUUGGGACAUGGGUGGCGGAGGGAGAAAGGAAUUCGUGAGAGGAACCGAGGUGUCUGA